AUGAUGCUUUCAAGUGGGGCUAUACACAUCUUUGUAGUCUUCACGGCUCUGGGGAUUAGUGUAUUUAUCGGAGAAAGAAUACUGGCCAUAACACUUGCAGCUGUCAUUUUUGCGUCCUUGGCCGUCCUGUCUGCUGUCAUUUUCACAUCAUGGCAUCAGUGGCACAAUAUCAUCUAUCUUUUUCCUGUAACCAAUUUCCUUUUGCACUAUUUCAUUCUUUGCAUUUAUGAGUUUAAGUUGACCGAUUUGGAUCCUCAGUUACUGGAGGUAUUUAUACAUACUACACUUCCUUCGCUUUGCUGUUUGAUUCUGUCCUGGAUAAUAUCAUGUGCGCUUGGAUUGCAGUUUUCACUUCAGCUUCUGCUUUCUGGUUUCUUCGUCCUUAUGUGGUGUCUGUCCAAGCGAGACUACUUCCUUUCCAAUCGUUCUGGAAAAAGGAACUAUGGCUUACUUUGGCAACGUUGUGUGCAGUUCUGUAUCCUUCUGCUAAUGGAAAUUUUCCCUCUUGGUGCGCAUAUUGUUCAUAUUUAUUCCAACUGGAUCUCAGCCCAUGCUGGUGUUCAGCUAUUGAUGACGGUGCUGCUUUUUUGUGGUGUACAAUUUCUGUCUAGUAUUGCACGGGGGUUUGGCAAACUUGACCACUGCGCCAGUCAUCGCCGUCCUUUUUUCGGUUCUAUCGCUGUGAUAUGUGCUGUGCUGCUUUUUCUACACAAUACAAACAUAUGGAGCUUGAAGCAGAGGGCACCAACUGAACUCUCGUGGCUGCUUCUUUCCGCCUUGCUGUUUUCGCUCCUUAUGAUAUGUUCGAUUUACCGGAUUCGUGCAGAAGCCAACAGCGAUGCUGUUCAUCGUGUCCAUGUGAUUUCACUUGGUAUAGGCAUACUGCUUUGUAUAUGCUGUAUUACUACCACUCAACGGGUCCCCAAGAGUUUCGAUGGUGGCGGCUGGUUAACCGGUCGCCUAGGCUUCAUCCUCCCGUUGUGCACCCUCUUCUCCGUUCUGCCAGUCAUUCUUUUUCGACACAUAGAACCGGAAAUACUGGAAAUCAUGGCGACCUUAUUUAUCCUAGCUUUCUACACUGCGGAAUGGAGCCUGUUUCAAUCAAUGUUGAUCAAUGAAGCAUUAUUCAUAUCAUCAACACUCGCUCUUGGGUUGUUCCUGUUCGUUUUGCAUUUGAAAAACAAAAGACACAAGCCCGUCAACCUUGCGACCAAUGACAGUGGGUUUCUUUCAACAGACUUUCUCAACUUAUGUGUGGUUGCCCCGGCCGUAACCAAAACACUGCUGAUUGGUGUGAAUCGGUUGGAAUAUUUUGAGAGGUCUAUGUCUUUCUUGUCUCCUGUUGUACAUCAACGGAUACGUUAUGAAAAAGGUGCAAUACUUGGUAUCUACAUGACAAUUGUUGGCCUGGUCUCCGGUUCGCGUAUCCUAGAUGGUUUCACAAAAUGUUCCGCUUAUUUGGUUCACCGAACUGGUAUCCUCUGGACCAACCAUAAUGGAACGUUCGAACAAAUUUUUGGACAAACCGGACUCUUCUUGUAUUUCGAACUUUCAAUCUACCUUUUCUGGCCUAGCAUCAUGCGAAUACUGUUCGGAACUGUACCGUCAGGUUGUGUAGCUUUCCAAUCCGCCUUACUUCUCACUGGCAUUUCGCUCUACCUGUCCCCACGACUGAACGGACCGGUGCAAUCAAAACUGGUUGGAGCUCAAAGCGCGAUACGCAACAGUGCUCGGCAUUGUGUAGUCGCGGCAUUUUUUCUGCUUGGUGCCUUAGUGCUUCUUGGAAGUGUCUCUUCUGCCGGCUGGACUUUGCUUCUUCUAUUGGUCGGCGUCCCUGCUACAGUCUAUGUCAUUGUGUGUUUGGCUACAUCCAUGGCACUCAAAAAAGAUAAUAUUUUGGUGGCAUUUCGUUACAAUUGGAUUAUUUCUUCGAUGGAGUGGGGCCUGUUGCUAGGCCUCGUGUUGUCUGUUCUCUUUGUACGGAUGGACUUGACACUUCUUGGCAUACCAUCACUCUUCUGCUCCGUCCUUUAUGCGACGUGCAUAUGCCUUCUUACUCAAGCACGAUUCUCCGAUUCUCUUCGAGAAGCGAUGGAACCUAGUCAGCCUGACUUGCUGCCCAUUCUGACCUUGAGAUCGGAUGAAUCAAAGAAAUUGCAAAUGUUCCUACUACGCGCCAGAACACGCUUCAUGUUGAUGAAUUUGCUGCUUGGAGUCGCUGCGUUGGUUGGUAUUUCCGCGUGUCAGUGGUUUGUAGCCAACGAUUUUCCGGACUAUAACAGUCUGUUCCCAAAUCCAGUACCCAUCGCCUUUUUUGUCCUCAGUCAGUUGGCCUCAGAUCGUGUGAACCGCAGUCCAGUUCGCUCACGCAAUUCGAAAAAGAUACUCCUGAACGUUGACAACCCCAUGUCGUGUUCCGAGUGCCUACUUUUGCACGUGGCUAUCAACAUCACUGUUGUGCUGGUGAUUAUCUCACUUCUUUACUGGUGCUCAUGGACCCUAACUGAUCUACGCGUCCUGUUUCUUCCCUGGUUUCUGUUUGGUCUCGUCGGCACGUCUUUCGAACGUAGUUCUAAAUUUCUUCCGCUCGCCGGAUUCACUCUUCUCCUCUUGAUUUCAAUGUCUGCUCAGUCCCAUUACAUGGAAAGCUUCAAUCCGCCGGUGCCUACAUUUACUAGGCGGCUAUUCCGAGCCUCCUACUCACCAUGGUUGCGUUGGGGUGAAGUGCUGCUUACGCUUUCACUCAUCCCCAUCCAUGUGCUCUUCCUCAUGCAUCUGACAAAAGCGUCGACUUUGCAAAUAGUCCAUUGGAUUUUACCCAAUAGCAAGUUUCAAUCCUGGACUCCCUUAAUUGCCCAUGGUCUGAGUCAUGUAUGUGCAUCCAUAACUUGUUCCGCCUAUGGUCUCAGUUUGUUUUGUUUGCUCUAUCUUUUCCUUGCCAGUUCAGUUGCAUCUGCCGUAUUCGGUGUGUACAGUUUCUUGGUUUGCUGUUACGCAAUCGUGCGGAUCGAUGUUCGACUUGAACUAGAUUUCCCCUAUGCAUUAUAACAUUUCCUCGAACUCUCAGGUCACUUUUCUUGAGUUGCUUCGACCAGCACACACCACUGUUGCAUUUC
Opisthorchis viverrini is the source of this 3116-nucleotide messenger RNA. RefSeq lists its product as hypothetical. The record is from RefSeq and is a predicted model, not a curated record. Bases 1 to 3048 code for a protein of 1015 amino acids. The transcript has 18 exons. NCBI's taxonomy places the organism in Eukaryota, Metazoa, Platyhelminthes, Trematoda, Opisthorchiida, Opisthorchiidae.